UAUAUAUACAUAGCAUUCACCGCUCACUUCCUCUUUCUUUGUUAACAGCUGCCCUAGGCCAAGACCAACCAUUUGAAGGCAUUUUCUUAGCUUCCAAAUCUCUCAAUAGAAGAAAAUGAAGGUAAUCGCCGCUUUCUUGUUGGCUGUGUUGGGUGGCAACGCCUCCCCAUCUGCUGCUGAUUUGAAGAAAAUCCUUGCUUCCGUUGGAGCUGAGGCUGAUGAUGAUAGGGUUGAUCUCCUCUUGUCUCAAGUAGAGGGCAAGGAUAUCACCGAGCUGAUUGCUGCUGGCAGAGAAAAAUUGGCUUCAGUACCUUGCGGUGGUGGUGGUGGUGUUGCAGUCGCUGCACCUGCUGGUGGCGCUGCUGCUGCAGCACCAGCUGCCGAGGAGAAGAAAGAGGAAAAGAAGGAAGAGAAAGAGGAAUCUGAUGAUGACAUGGGUUUCAGUCUCUUCGAUUGAGGAAUACAGCGUUGGCCUCUGUAUGAAAUGACCUGUUCCCAGUUCCCCUGAGUUUAUUCUAGGACUCUUUUUGUCAACUUUAUUCUAGUUUAGCUGAAGGUACCUAAAUUUUGCGAGGCAAUUUGAAAUUACAAUAUUGUUGGAUUUGUUUGCACCCUUUAGCUUGAUGUAUUUGUUGCCUGUUUAAGUCAUUACAACUUCCAAUUCUAUAUCCA
Molecule: messenger RNA, 672 nt
Organism: Nicotiana attenuata
Lineage: Eukaryota; Viridiplantae; Streptophyta; Magnoliopsida; Solanales; Solanaceae
Product: 60S acidic ribosomal protein P2A-like
Exons: 4
Coding region: 116-457 (113 amino acids)
Biological process (GO): cytoplasmic translational elongation
Cellular component (GO): cytosolic large ribosomal subunit; ribosome
Molecular function (GO): structural constituent of ribosome
Source: RefSeq, a predicted model, not a curated record